GUUCUUUUUACAAUAACUUUUCAUUCCAAGAUAGUUUACUUCAACAAGUUUCAGCGCAAUGAGUAAACACUUUACUUCUAGCCAGAGCGGAACCUUUUAUAACAUUUUCAAAAAUACGUCUCCAACAAUAGGCAGUUCUCUCUUAACACCUUUUAAAGAUUCCAGUACAUCUGACACCUGCGCGGAAACUGAGCUUGAUCCUUUCAAUGGAUCUGCGUUGCCGAAAGUUGAUGAAAAACAAGCAACAGAAGAAGACGAAAGCAUUGAAGACCUUAAUCAUCGAUUUAUUGCAAGCCAAUUGUUAGAUGACGACAACAUUGACUUCCCUCCAGAUAAUCAAGGAUUAAACAAAGUCGCCAGUAUUACGGAACCAAAAAACGCGAGUAAAAACUAUUAUAGAACGAAUGGUGGUCUUUUAUGCACUCCUGUUAGUCCCAUUAAUUCUUCCAUUUCCUUUACUUCAAAUUCAACAAACAAAUCGAUAUGGGAAACAACAACGACAAGAAUUACAAAAUCUGUAAAGGAAGACAAUUAUUAUGGUAAUGAUUAUGAAUUUGAUCCUACUUUGCAAUAUUAUCAUGGUGAACUCUAUGACACAGCGACUAUACGAGACUUGGACAGGUUAUCAUUGCAGGCUCAAGUACCGUCAACAGAAGAACUACAGGAUGAUAACGUGGAAGAGGAUAUGUCAUCUUUGCAAAUGCUACAGACGAUAUUUAAAGACCUAAGCGAAGCUGAAUUGAUUGCUGCUUUGGAAACUUACGAUUAUGAUGCAGAUGCCGCAAUUGAUAAACUGAUUCAAAAUAAAAUAUUGAAAAAAACUGGGGAACAACAAGAGUUGAAAGACGAAAAAGAACAACAAUACACGCCAUCGUCGCAAAAAGCAACGGCACCAACUGUGCAAAUGAUCAAUGAGGCACAAGUUGUAGAGAGGGCAUCAAGUAAAAUAAAUAUAGCGCCUCCUUUACCAUCACCGGCAGCAGCGGCCUCACUACAGCAAUCAUACUCUGUACGCAAAAAAAGGCAGGUUUGCAGGCAUUUCUUAGCAGGUGAAUGUUACAGGAAAGAUUGUUGGUUUUCUCAUGACCUUCAAGAUAAAAUUUGUAAAUUUUGGCUUCAAGGAAGCUGUUUAAAGGGGAAUGCCUGUGAAUUCUCGCACAACAUCGAUUUGCAAGAAAUAGCAAACAAAAUAACAACGACUACAACAAGCGCAUUACCCACAGCAGUAACAAAUUUGUAUAAUUCAGAGGAAUAUCCUGCACUUAUGGCAUUGGGAAAUGACAAUAAAAAGAGCAUUGCUAGCACACAAUCCAUUACAAACAGCCAACGCGAUGUAUCAGUCGAGGAAGAAUUUCCUACAUUGGCAUCCGCUGCUAAGAUAGCUUCAAACAAGAAAGUAGUAAAUAAGAGCAGCUCUACGAAAGCAACUAAUUUUGCUGACGUGGCAAAGAAGAAGAAGGACGAGCCGAUCAAAACAAAGCAACUAUUGAUGAAAAAUAAUAAAUAUCGAUAUAGUUCACAAUCUUACAGAUAUACAACUCAUGAAUUGUCUCAGCCAGUCCAUAUUCCUUGGUUAGAAACCGGCAGUUCUUUGAAUUCAGUUUAUCUAAAAGAGAGACAAAAAGCGAUCGAAUAUGGUACGCUUCGAAAUAGAUUUUUUAACAAGGCAACUGAGUUCUACUUGAAAGGGGAUGGAGCCAAAGCCAAGCUUUAUUCUAUGGAGGCCAAACAUUAUAACAGACUAAUGCGAGAAAUGCAUGCAGAAGCAAGUAAACGCAUUUUUGAGUCGAGGUCUAAAAAUCAAGCAUUUAUUGAUCUUCAUGGUCUGCAUGAAGAUGAGGCGAUGGAAAUUGUAGAUGAAAGAUUAAGAUGCCUUAAAGGAAAAUAUUCAGGUAUCAUUUAUAUAGUAACGGGCACAGGGAACCAUUCAGGUUCGUCUGGGUUGAGCAAAAAGCAGAGUAAAUUGAAGCCGAUUGUGUAUCGCUACUUGAAAGAUCAUUAUUAUCAUUUUGCCGAAGCGAGUAUCGUGAAUGAUGAUCAAGGAGGCAUUUAUGCUGUAGAAUUAUUAUAAAUAGUUAGGGACAGGAUCGCUAAAUUCGUCUUGUCUUUAGGCGAUCACAAGAGCUGGAUAUGCAGUAAUUUUCAAUAAUUGGAGAAUUAGAGUAGAAUAUGAUAAUUUGAUAGCAGUAAGGAGACUAAACCGGGAUGAUAGUCUACUAAAGGUAAUUAAUGAACACCUUUAACUAAUUGACCUGAGCCAUUUCG
Molecule: messenger RNA, 2265 nt
Organism: Mycotypha africana
Lineage: Eukaryota; Fungi; Mucoromycota; Mucoromycetes; Mucorales; Mycotyphaceae
Exons: 4
Coding region: 59-2071 (670 amino acids)
Molecular function (GO): metal ion binding; ubiquitin binding
Source: RefSeq, a predicted model, not a curated record